Messenger RNA from Physcomitrium patens, 1339 nucleotides. RefSeq lists its product as uncharacterized. Lineage: Eukaryota; Viridiplantae; Streptophyta; Bryopsida; Funariales; Funariaceae. The record is from RefSeq and is a predicted model, not a curated record.
GGGAGCUCAGACGCCUCGAUUUUGCUUCAUUUGCAGCCAGUGCUCGUUAAUCAUUGUUGUCAGUGGCUGUGAAGUGUUACGAAAUUUGCGCAUUCUUGUGAGUCUUCAGUGGAAUCAUUGGAGCUCGCAUCUUUCCAUUUUCGGAUCUGCUUGAGGUGGCGUAAGGUUUAGCCCCUAAGGGCGGGUGUACAUUUGCUCAGUGUUGAGAGAGGAGGCAGAGGUUUUGGAACAGGUGUGUUCUGGCUUGUGAGGGCGACGGAGGAGUAGGGUGCGUCGAAUAGCUAACGCCAUGGAGAAAUUAUCUCCGCGCAUGUUGGGCGCGGCUUUGUUUUUCGACAUUUUUGCCUUCGGGCUUGCUUUAGGCGCGAUGGCUAAGCGGAGUACGGCGCGACCAACUUAUGCUGAGCCUGGAUAUCUCACCUGUGGUUACACGAAAGAUGUUUCCACUGGGCUAGCAGCCUCGGCAUUUGUCUUUCUCCUCUUUGGCCAGGUCUUAAGCACAGGUUAUGCCUGCUGCAUCUACUGCGGGAAACCCACUCAGAAGUCCGGUUUUUCACGAGUCUGUACAAUUUUGUUUCUUAUAUUAUCCUGGCUUUCUUUCGUCAUUGCCGAGCUCUUUCUACUCAUUGGUGCAAUUGUGAACAGUAUCCGAACUAAAGGCCAGUUGGACGUGGGAGUUGUUAGUGAGGAUGAGAAUUUUUGCAGACAAACAAAGAAGGCCAUCUUUGCUGUAGGGGCUGCCUUUACUUUCUUGACGAUGAUUUUUAGUAUAGGAUAUAUCUUCCAAGCCAAGACUAAUGGCAAAGAACGCGAAUGGCAUUCAUACCGGGGAGAAGCUGAUCCUUACACUGAUCAUGAGGGCCCCUCUAUGAGUAUGACGGCUUACCACUGAGAUGUGUCACAUAUUGCCAGUCUAAGCAAGACACCCACUCUAUCAUGCCAAAGAGAUAUCAGAUCUCUUUCACAUGUAGAUACCAGAGCUAUUUCUCGACCAGAUUUUUUGGUCGUGCGAGAGGCUUGCAACCAAUUGGAGGAAUAUCUAACCACAUGAACAUGCAGAUCAGGCUCAAAGUACAGCUCAAGCAUGCCAGUACGUCGCGUCUUUACAUCUACGAUAGUGGCAUACCUUGGACAUGAGGAUUUUUAUAUCUAUUGAAGUUGGAUUUUUAUAUCUUAGAGCAUGGAAGUGAACUUUCCCUCCGCAAUGAGCAGGGAAUGUAUUUUUUUCAGAUGUGGACUUGUAAGGAUCCUGUAGAGGGCAUGUUAUUUCGUUCUGCUUUCGAGGCUACAUUAUGGAACUCCCACAAUAAAUCAUCCAGCAUGGAUUCAGCACACCACA